AUGAUCAAUAAUCGUCUCGUGCACAUCCUUGAAACAAGAAACCUGCUUUACAAUCAACAAUAUGCGUUCCGGAAAGGAAGGAGCACUGUUGAUCACCUCUGUACACUCGAAGAGAUAAUUCGCGAGGCGUUCAACAAAAACGAAAUAGUCCAAGUUGCUUUCAUGGAUAUACGCAAAGCGUACGACACAACGUGGCGCAGACUAUGCUUAAAUCAGUUGGCGCACUACAACAUCGGUGGGAAAAUGCUGCGAUUUCUAGAAGAAAUGCUUCGAACAAGAUCGUUCCAAGUUAUGAUAAACGGGAAAACUUCAGGAGACAAGCAAAUGGAAACCGGUCUGUGCCAAGGCUCGGUGCUCAGUGUGACAAUGUUCCUGGUAGCCAUAAACACACUCACCACUUACCUUCCUUCCAAUGUUAAGUGCCUGAUAUAUGCUGAUGACGUUAUAUUAAUAACAACCGGUUGUGAUGCCAAAAAUACAGAAGGUAAGCUUCAGUUAGCCUUCAAUCAACUUGAAAACUGGGAAGCUAAAACAGGAUUUAGCAUAUCAGCCGAAAAGAGUGCAACCGUAGUAUUUCGUAAACCACAUCAAAGAAAACCGAAAAAUCUGAACACACUGAAAAUUAAUGGAAUAAGCGUGCCUCGUAGGGAGAGCUACAAAUGCUUAGGAGUCAUUUUCGACCAGCAUCUGAAAUUUAGGGCCCAUGCCGAAGAAGUAAGAGCAGCUUGUCAGCAGAGAGUUAAUUUUCUUCGCAGCAUAGCUGCUAGGUCUUGGGGAGGAGACCGGAAUACCCUGAUCAAACUUUACCGCUCAACUAUCAUAGAAAAACUACUAUAUGCAGCUCCAAUACUAUCGGGUAUGGACAGUAAAGCUCUUAAGUCUUUAGAAACGGUGCACAAUGCAGGAUUACGAGCAAUCGUUGGUGCGUUUCGAACAAGUCCUGUACUAAGCCUCCAAGCAGAGACUGGAAUCCCAAGCCUGAAAACCCUAAUAGACCAGCGAACCAUGCAGUACACAGUUCGAUCCACAGCUGUCAGCAACAUAGAGCAUAACAUUGAUCCUGGCGUUAUUGCAAUAAACGAUAGCAUGAGUAAUCCUAGCAGUAUUAGCAGCAACAGUGACAAUGAUUCAAGCUCAGAUGAAAGAUACGGUGAACGACCUAGAAAUCAACCAAAUUCUUCCCUAAUCAGAGGCCAAGAGAUGAUGUCCGAUCUAGAAUUAUACUUUCCGAGAACAGUUGUCUUCAAAACUCCAACAUGCCCACCAUGGUUACGAGUUAAACUGCAGGUAGAUAAAACUCUUCAUAGUGAACUAUCCCAAGGGGCAACGUCCAUGGACCUUAAACACGUGUUCAAUGAACUCCGGCAAACGAAAUAUGGCAUUUAUAGAACAGUAUAUACAGAUGGAUCCAAACAGGGUUCAAAAUGUGGAUACGGUAUCGUCAGCGAAGAUUUUAGGUUCCAAAAGCGGCUUAACGACAUUUGCAGCAUCUACGCAGCUGAAACUGAAGCCGUAAAACAAGCACUCUCAUGGAUAGUGGACCAAAGACUUGCUCGAGCCUAUCUAAUAUGCACAGACUCUAUGAGUGUGGUGACGAACUUGGAAAAGUGCAAGAUCAACUCCCGGUGGAAAGACAACAUACAAAAUUUACAUUACCAGAUUGUUGCAAUGGGAGCAGAAGUAAUCUUUUGCUGGGUCCCUGCCCAUAUUGGAAUCUCUGGAAACGAAAUGGCUGACCAUGAGGCGAAAAAAUCUUUAGAGCUCCCACAGGAUGAUCAGCAAAUUAUUGAUUUUAAAGAAACCCGAAAAAUUAUAAAAUCGACAACCAUAAACAAAUGGCAAAUGCAUUGGCACGCAAACCUUAACAACAAACUACGUGAAGUUAAAAACACGGUUCUACCUUUCAAAGCAGCAUUUACCGGAAAUAGAAAGGAUGAUGUUAUUCUAGCACGUCUCCGGAUAGGACACACUCUAUUAACGCAUGCGUACCUGAUGGACAGAACUGAUCACCCACGGUGUCCGAGAUGCAACGAACCAAUGACAGUCAAACAUAUUAUUGCAACUUGUGCCCAGUUAGACGCGGACCGGCACAUUCAUGGUGUUCCGGGAAACAUCAGAGAAGCGUUAGCAGACGAUAAAGAAAAAGCAAAGAAAGUGUUAGAGUUCCUUAAAACAAUUCAGCUGUACGAUAGAAUCUAA
Molecule: messenger RNA, 2199 nt
Organism: Uranotaenia lowii
Lineage: Eukaryota; Metazoa; Arthropoda; Insecta; Diptera; Culicidae
Exons: 1
Coding region: 1-2199 (732 amino acids)
Molecular function (GO): nucleic acid binding; RNA-DNA hybrid ribonuclease activity
Source: RefSeq, a predicted model, not a curated record